Messenger RNA from Cyphellophora europaea CBS 101466, 2289 nucleotides. RefSeq lists its product as uncharacterized. The coding region runs from base 1 to 2289 and encodes 762 amino acids. The record is from RefSeq and is a predicted model, not a curated record. Gene Ontology annotation, biological process: reciprocal meiotic recombination. NCBI's taxonomy places the organism in Eukaryota, Fungi, Ascomycota, Eurotiomycetes, Chaetothyriales, Cyphellophoraceae. The transcript is spliced from 8 exons. Gene Ontology annotation, molecular function: ubiquitin protein ligase activity. Gene Ontology annotation, cellular component: synaptonemal complex.
AUGGUAUCGACGCCCGAUCCGCCAUCGGGCGCCUCUACUCCUCGAUUUGUGUCGCAAGCCGCAACGGCUGAGGAUUUACUCAAGUCGCAGACCGUGGGCCUCGUUCACCUAGCAGAAUUCCGAAAGAGACGCGCGGAUGUUUUAGACCAGAAGGAACGGCAGCUUCAGGAGAGUGGUCGGAGUGGGAGUAACACGCCUGGUGUGGAGGGAGAUGAUGGUGCCCUGACUCCAAAUUCGGACCUACCACCGACAAAGAAGAAAAAGAAGGCUCGAAAACUACUUUCAUAUGACGACGAUGAUAAUGUCGACGAACCAGAACCUGUCAAAGGCAAGAGUGCGGUGGGCAAGUCAGAGGGUAGCAGAGCGCCGAAGAAGGCCAUGCCUAACCCGAACUCAGUAUUGCCAGCGCCGAAAGCUAUGACUAAGGCAGCGAUAGCCGCGGAAGCUGAAGAACGUGAGCGGCUACGAAAGGAUUUCCUCGAGAUGCAAGAGAAAGUCAAAAAUGCCGAAAUCGCCAUUCCAUUUGUGUUCUACGAUGGCGCCAAUAUCCCCGGUGACGUUGUCAGGAUCAAGAAGGGCGACCCCAUAUGGCUCUUUCUCGAGCGGGCACGUAAGAUCGCCGCUGAAAAGGGCGUGCAAGGUAGCGGUGCUGCAGCGGGAGGCAUGAACUCGCAGGACAGUAAAAAACAGUGGGCUCGGGUUGGCGUGGACGACUUGAUGUGCGUAAGGGCGGGCGUCAUUGUGCCGCAUCACUACGACUUCUACUAUUUCAUCGCAAAUAAGACGCAGGACCCAGCCAGAGAUGGCAAGUUAUUGUUCGAUUACAAAGGAACCGCAGAGACAUAUGUCACAGAAGAAGCGCCGCUUCUGAGAGUCCCGGGCCAGGAGAAGCUGGAAGGCAGUGACAGUGACCCAACGUAUACCAAAGUGGUCGAUCGGAGAUGGUACGAGAAGAACAAGCACAUCUUCCCAGCAUCGACAUGGAAAGAGUUCAAAGUGGGCAAGGAUUUUGAGGAGGGCGCGAAGCAACGAAAGGAUGCUGAGGUGCGUGGGAAUGACAUCGGAAACCGCGACGCCGGUAUUCAAGAUCUUACGAAGUCGGCCAUUGAAUGCCUCGAGCCAAUCCUGCAACAACAGACAAGCAUCACCAUGACGGAACAGCCACUGCGAUGCAACAAUCAGAUUGGAGGAUAUUGCAGGAAUCAGUUGGUGGAUGAGGCUGUUGUAACAACCUGCUCGCAUAUCUUCUGUCUUGAUUGUGCUACCAAAACUCGCUUCGCCAACGCUGCGCUUCACGAACGAUCUUGCCCAGUCUGCCAGACUGCUCUGCCGAAUCAUGAUGAUGCCGUACAAGCCCGACUUUCGCCCAGCGAAGACUACAAGACAAGCGUGCUCAGUGGUCUUGAUCCAAACACCAUCAUGGAGUGUGCCGGUCGAGCCCUGGCUUUUUGGACUUAUCAAACGACGCAAGAAAUCCUCUACCAAGAACAUAUGGGCAAACAGCUCAAGGACAAGUAUGGCCAGCUGAAUUCCGCGAUGGACAAAAUCAUUAAUGAAGCCAACACUGAGAUAUCAACCUUGCAAAACAAGGUCUCGGCCAUGUCUCUUGACCAGCGAGCUAUCCAAGAGAAGUACGAUGACCUUGUCAAUUUGUACCGUGACAAAAGCAAAAGGUGUGCACAGGCACAGCAGCUCUACGAUACUCUGAAGAAAAAAUUCAUGCUCCGAGACGUCGAGACAGCUGCAUCUGAGAAUGUCACCCAGACGCUGCAAUCAAUUGUCCACCAAAGCAGACCACGCACUGAUCAAGAAUACUCCGUUCCCAGGCUAUCGUACUCUAGCGCUGCUGGUCAGAAUGUUCAAAGAAGUGAGCUCCUACAGCCAGACCUUCUGGGGACAGACCUGAGACCUGUGAACUAUGCCGCUCGCCGGAGCAGUGAAGCUGGACGAGGCAACGAUGAAAUGGCCCCUCCUUUGCGUCCUGUUGCGAAUCGGAAUGCCAAACCAACCGCCCCCGAUACGCCGCUGCAGAAAACUACACUGUCCCUUCAAGGUCGAGCUACGAUCAAUCGAUCUCAAAUCCCGGUCAGUACUCGACCUGAUGCUCGUUUCAACGUUCAGAACGUUGGCUCCAUCAGACACGGCGUUCAUGGCGAGGGCUUCGAUCGCGCCAAAGCUAGCACUCCUCGCGGAUUUGGUAUGCUUCAUGGAAUGAGAGUUGGCAGAGCCGAAACUGCUGAUGGACAAGCCAUGGAGUCAAGACUAUUGAGAUCCGACGGCAUGUACUGA